CUGAAAGUGGCCUUUCAACCAUCCCUCCUUGGCAUCACCAGCAAGCUUCCUCUUUCCUCCUCUUCAUUCUCACCCUUGCCAUUCUCCAUUUUCUCACUCAUGCUACCUGCAGCUGCAUUGACCCAGCUAUCCCUCCCUUAAACUCGAGUCUUUUGCCUGAGGUGUCCCCUGUCCUGCUGCUGGAUGCUCGAAGCUACGGCUUCACCUCCCCGCCAACAUGCAGGCCUCGGGCAGUACUAUGUUGACUAAGUUCGAAUCCAAGUCGUCGCGUGCCAAGGGCAUCGCGUUCCAUCCCAAGAGAACAUGGGUUCUAGUUGCUCUCCACUCGUCCACGAUUCAGCUUUGGGACUAUCGCAUGGGAACACUCAUUGACCGAUUCGAGGAACACGAUGGCCCGGUGCGCGGAAUCGACUUUCACAGGACCCAACCCCUUUUUGUCUCGGGCGGUGACGACUACAAGAUCAAGGUCUGGUCGUACCAGACACGCCGCUGCCUCUUCACCCUGAAUGGUCAUCUCGACUACGUCCGAACCGUCUUUUUCCACCACGAGCUGCCCUGGAUUCUCUCGUCUUCCGAUGACCAGACCAUCAGAAUAUGGAACUGGCAGAACCGCUCCUUGAUUUGCACCAUGACCGGUCAUAACCAUUACACCAUGUGCGCCCAGUUCCAUCCCAAAGAGGAUCUCGUCGUCUCCGCUUCGCUCGACCAGUCCGUCCGCGUCUGGGAUAUCUCCGGCCUGCGGAAGAAACACUCGGCCCCGACCUCCAUGACGUACGAAGACCAGGUCGCCCGUGCGAAUCAGAACCAGGCUGAUAUGUUCGGUAACACUGAUGCCGUCGUCAAAUUCGUCCUCGAAGGCCAUGACCGAGGUGUGAACUGGGUCGCCUUCCACCCCACCAUGCCGCUUAUUGUUUCCGCCGGCGAUGAUCGUCUCGUCAAGCUCUGGCGCAUGAGCGAGACCAAGGCCUGGGAGGUCGAUACCUGCCGGGGUCAUUUCCAGAACGUCUCGAGCUGUCUCUUCCACCCGCACCAAGAUCUGAUCCUUUCCGUCGGCGAAGACAAGACCAUUCGCGUCUGGGACCUGAACAAGAGGACUGCUGUCCAAACCUUUAAGCGAGAGAACGACAGAUUCUGGGUCAUUGCCGCCCAUCCGGAGAUCAACCUGUUCGCUGUUGGUCACGAUAAUGGCGUGAUGGUCUUCAAACUCGAGCGCGAACGGCCUGCGUCUGCCGUGUACCAGAACAACCUCUUCUACAUCACCAAGGAGAAGCACGUCAAGUCCUACGACUUCCAGAAGAACAUGGACAGCCCCACGCUUCUGUCCCUGAAGAAGCUUGGCAGCCCCUGGAGCCCUCCCCGUACCUUGUCCUACAACCCUGCCGAACGAUCGAUUCUGGUGACUUCGGCCGGCGACAACGCCUCUUAUGAGCUCAUCAACCUCCCGCGAGACGGCUCCGGCGCCAUCGAACCCACCGAGUCGAAGCGCGGAUCCGGUAACUCCGCCAUUUUUGUCGCCAGAAAUCGCUUUGCCGUCCUGAACACGUCGACCCAGGUCAUCGAUAUCAAGGAUCUGUCCAACAGCACGACGCGGUCUUUCAAACCGCCAGUCGGCACAACCGACAUCUACUUUGGCGGCACCGGCAACCUGUUGAUCCUCACCCCCACGCACGUCCACCUCUACGACAUCCAGCAGAAGAAGAGCGUGGCCGAGCUCGCCGUCGCCGGUGUCAAGUACGUUGUGUGGUCCAACGACGGACUCUAUGCCGCACUUUUGAGCAAGCACAACGUGACCAUCGUCACCAAGACGCUCGAACAAGUCAGCACCCUGCACGAGACCAUCAGAAUCAAGAGCGCAACAUGGGACGACACGGGCGUCCUGCUCUACUCCACCCUGAACCACGUCAAGUAUUCUCUCAUGAACGGGGACAACGGCAUCGUGCGUACUCUGGAACAGACCGUCUACCUUGUUCGCGCCAAGGGCCGGAACCUCUACUGCCUGGAUCGCACAGCCAAGCCCAAGAUCCUCCAAAUCGACCCCACCGAGUAUCGCUUCAAGCUUGCGCUCGUCAAGAGAAACUACGAGGAGAUGCUUCACAUCAUCCGAAACUCGAGCCUCGUGGGCCAGUCCAUCAUCGCUUACCUGCAGAAGAAGGGGUAUCCCGAGAUUGCCCUGCAGUUCGUUCAGGACCCGACCACCCGCUUCGAGCUGGCCAUCGAAUGCGGCAACCUCGACGUUGCCGUGGAGAUGGCGAAGGAGCUGGACCGCCCCAAGCUGUGGUCGAGACUGGCCGCUGAGGCCUUGGCGCACGGCAAUCACCAAAUCGUCGAGAUGUGCUAUCAGAAACUGAAGCAGUUCGACAAACUUUCCUUCCUCUACCUGUCGACGGGCGACCACUCCAAGCUGUCGCGCAUGGCGAAGAUUGCCGAGCACCGGGGAGACUUCACAUCCCGCUUCCAGAAUGCGCUGUACCUCGGCGAGGUCGAGGACAGGAUCCAGAUGUUCAAAGAGAUUGACCUUUACCCAUUGGCGUAUAUGACUGCCAAGUCCAAUGGCCUCGAGGAGGAAUGCCAGUCCAUUCUCGAAGCCACUGGCCUCACCGAGGACCAGCUGACCAUGCCCACCAUCGGCGAGCCCUUGACUCCACCCAAACCCGUCGUGCCUACUUACAAGUCCAACUGGCCGACGAAGGCGACGUCGCAAUCGAUCUUUGAGAAGGCACUCCUCGGGCAGGUAGAGGGUCUCUCGUUGGAGGACGAUGCAGCUGGAGCGAACGGCUUUGGAUUGGACGAGGCCGCUGACGAUGAGGGCCCCACCAAGCGGGAUGUCGGUCUGGUCGAUGCGGAUGUCGACGAAGAUGCCGCAGGCUGGGAUAUGGGCGAGGACGUCGUCCCCGAGGUGGACAGCGACUUUGUCAACGUUGAGAGCACAGAAGCCGGCGGUGCCAGCAGCAGCGAGGCGGAGCUGUGGGCUCGCAAUUCGCCGAUAGCGGCAGAUCACGUCGCCGGCGGAUCCUUCGAGACGGCCAUGCAGCUCCUGAACAGGCAGGUGGGCGCCGUCCACUUUGCGCCGCUGAAGCCUCGGUUCCUCGAGGUGUACCAGGCUUCGAGGACAUUCCUGCCCGCCUCGGCCGGGCUGCCCCCUCUUGUCAACUACGUCCGUCGUACGGUCGACGAGACAGACCUCAGGAAGGUGCUUCCCAUUGUGCCGCGCGACUUGGAGUUCCUCGCCACGAAUGACCUCCACAGGGGCUACGACGCGAUGAAGGCGAACAGGCUGGAUGACGGUUACAAGAUCUUCAAGGGCAUCCUGCACGCCAUUCUGGUGAACGCCGUUUCCAGCGAAAGCGAAGUGGACGAGGCGAAGAAGCUCAUCGCCUCGGCCAGCGAGUACACCGUGGCGAUGGGCAUCGAGCUCAGCCGGAGAAACCUGGGCACUCCGGACGUCGUUGCCCAAGACCCGGAGAAGCUGAAGCGCAGCCUGGAGCUUUCGGCUUACUUCACGAUCCCCAAGAUUGAGGUUCCGCAUAGGCAACUGGCUCUUCUGAGCGCCAUGCACCUGGCGCUGCGGAACAAGAACUAUAACUCGGCCCUGAGCUUUGCCAACAGGAUUAUUGCCAACGGUGGCGCGAGCAAGAUCCUUGAAAAUGCCAGGAAGACAAAGGCGCAAUGCGAGCGCAACCCCCAUGAUGCCGUGGAGAUCGAGUUCGACCAGUUUGCCGAGUUCGAGAUCUGCGCGGCCAGCUACACACCCAUCUACAGUGGCACUUCGUACGAGGAGUGCGCCUUUGACGGCUCCAAGUACCACACCAAGUACAAGGGAAGCGUCUGCAGGGUCUGUGAGGUCUGUGAGAUUGGCAAGCAUGGCAGCGGGUUGAAACUUUUCGCGUAAUGGCUAGAAGGGUGUUCGUGUUCGGGGUCAAGGGGUGGCCACCGAGGCAGAGGCAGAGGCAGAUGCAUGAAUGGUCGAAGGAAAAGACUGGGGGAUAGGGGGGACCACAAGGAGAAAAUAACCUUAGAGAUGAGUGAUUGCACUGUUUUGUGAGACGUCCUGGAGUCAUGUCCCGGAGUCAUGUUGUCAUUGAGUACCGUCACGAUGCAAGCAGGACGAAAUUGAGGUGAAUAUUUCAAUACUCAUGAUAUAUCCUGGGGAUGCAAGUGGCGGUGAUGUGUAUAUUGUAGCCUUUUGAGUGUUGUUUGAGAUGCAAAAUGACUUUGCAUAGCAUUGUUGCCG
Sodiomyces alkalinus F11 is the source of this 4231-nucleotide messenger RNA. Its product is annotated as Coatomer, alpha subunit. Gene Ontology annotation, molecular function: protein binding; structural molecule activity. Gene Ontology annotation, cellular component: COPI vesicle coat. The transcript has 6 exons. The coding region runs from base 218 to 3889 and encodes 1223 amino acids. Gene Ontology annotation, biological process: retrograde vesicle-mediated transport, Golgi to endoplasmic reticulum; endoplasmic reticulum to Golgi vesicle-mediated transport; intracellular protein transport. NCBI's taxonomy places the organism in Eukaryota, Fungi, Ascomycota, Sordariomycetes, Glomerellales, Plectosphaerellaceae. The record is from RefSeq and is a predicted model, not a curated record.